GUUUUUGUAUUUUUUCAUAUGGUUAUCAUGAAUAGAAUAUACACUUAUAUAUUGCUGUAGCCCUUAUCUAACAGAUAUAUGAAGGACAUUCGUUCAUAUAAUAAUUAUCUAUAAAACGUGACUGUUAAGGAAAAUACAAGAAAUUAAUAUAACCUUCGCAAAAUGGCUACACGUUGGGGUAUAGCUACUGCUGGAAAAAUUUCACAUGAUUUUGUAACAGCUUUAGCAACAUUACCCAAAGAAGAACACGAAAUAAUUGGUGUUGCAGCAAGAAAUUUGACAAGAGCACAAGCUUUCGCAGCACUACACAAUAUUAAAAAUGCUUAUGAUAAUUAUGCAGCAUUAGCAACAAAUAAAGAUAUUGAGGUUGUAUAUAUUGGAACAUUGAAUCCUCAACAUUUUGAAACAGCAAAGUUAAUGUUAGAACAUGGAAAACAUGUUCUUUGUGAAAAACCAUUAACAAUGAAUUUGAAGCAAACAACAAGAUUAAUACAACUUGCAAAAAGUAAAAAUCUUUUUCUUAUGGAAGCAAUAUGGAGUCGUUUUUUCCCAGUUUAUGAUGCUAUUCAAAAAGAAAUUUCAUCUGGCAAUAUGGGAGAAAUUCUUCAAGUUAUUGUUCCAUUUGGAUUUAAUUUGGAAAAUGUUGAAAGACUCAAUACGAAAAGCUUGGGUGGUGGUACUAUAUUGGAUUUAGGUGUAUAUUGUUUGCAAUUUGUUUGCAUGGUUUUUGGUAAUGAAAUGCCACAUACAAUUAAAGCUGCUGGAUUCUUAAAUGAAGAAGGAGUAGAUAUAUCAACUUCUGCAACUCUUUUAUAUAAAGGAAAUCGUACUGCCACUAUUCUAACACAUAGUUUAUUAACUUUACCUAACGAAGCUUAUAUUAUUGGAACAAGAGGUACAAUACGUGUACCAAAUUUUUGGUGUCCACCUAAAGUACAUUUGCCAAGUGGUCUUGUGCAUGUUUCCUUACCAGAAGUCAAGCAGGAAAUGAAUUUCAUAAAUAGUGCAGGAUUAUCUUAUCAAGCUGCUGCAGUUCGUACUUGCCUUCAAAAUGGUAUGACAGAACAUCCAAAAAUGUCUCACAAUACAUCUAUAUUAAUUGCAAAAUUGGAAGAUGAACUUAGAAAACAAAUUGGUGUUGUAUAUCCUGAAGACUAAUUUAAUAGAUAUAUUUGAUUAUGUAUAAAUGUAAAUUGAUAUAUA
Molecule: messenger RNA, 1203 nt
Organism: Vespula pensylvanica (western yellowjacket)
Lineage: Eukaryota; Metazoa; Arthropoda; Insecta; Hymenoptera; Vespidae
Product: trans-1,2-dihydrobenzene-1,2-diol dehydrogenase-like
Exons: 5
Coding region: 163-1158 (331 amino acids)
Molecular function (GO): nucleotide binding
Source: RefSeq, a predicted model, not a curated record